AUGUCCGUAUCUGCCCAAGACCAGCUGCACCUGCACCAGGACAAGGAUAGCAUACUGAAUGGACUCGCCAAUCACGCGGCCCUCGCCCCCUUCUUGCCCCCGACCCCCAUGGCGAACCCACCGCCAGUCCCGGACGAACGCCUCCCCCAAGAACUCAAGGAAUGCAUCUUGAACGAGCUCGCAGCGACAAAUGACCACAUCUCCCUCGCCACCUGCGCCCUCGCCCACCGCUCCCUCCUCACCCCUAGUCAAACGCACAUCUUCCACACCAUCCAUCUCCGCACCGCCGCCCUCACCGCGCGCUUCCUCCACCUCCUCUCCUCUUCCCCCCAUCUCGCCCCCCUCGUCCGCGCCCUCCACGUCGAGGAGGAGCCGAACGGGCACGGCCAGUGGAUCGCCCGCAGCACCGACCUCGCCGCCGUCCUGCGGCGCCUGCCCGGCAUAAACCACCUCUUUCUCCGCCCAUCCUCUGUCUGUUAUGCAGUGCUGCCCGAGUCGCUGCGCGCGGCGCUGCUGGAGACGCUCCCAUCUCUCCAGACCCUGCACCUCACCUGCGUGUUCCAGCUGCCCCUGCUCAUCUUCGACCGGCUGCAGAGCGUGCGGAGCUUGCGCUUGUCCUGGGUCUCCUUCGAUCGUGCGCCCGCGCCGCCGUCGAGCGCGAGCACCCGCCGGCCCCUCUCGAACCUCGCACUAUGCUUGACGAGGGACAAUCAUUGGGUGCUGGUGCAGCGGCUGCUAGACCCCGAGGGCGCAUUCCCCCUCGAUGUACACGCACUGCGCAGUCUUCGUCUCGAUGUGCUGCACGCCCGAGACACCCGCUGGCAAGACGACGCUUGCAAGGUCCUCGAGCAAUGCUCAGACACCCUCCAAGCACUCGAGCUUGGGGCAGGCGUCCCUCGCGCAUUCGACUACAACCCCGACGACAUGUCCGUCAUCUCCCUCGCCUCCAUGCGCCAGCUCAAAAUCCUCGCCCUCCGCGACGUCCUCGUCUCCCGCUCGGACGACGAGUGGGGCUGGCUCCGCAGCCUCCUCGCCACCGUCCCCGACAUCGAGCACCUCAUCAUCGACUUCAGCCCCAAGCUGCACCCGAUAGGGCAGUCGGGGAUAUGGGAGUGGCUGGAUCAGAAUCUGACCUCUGGACAUUUGGGGAAGUCGCUGAAGUCAGUGACUCUGCAUAUACCCGCGCCUCGACACAUACAGGUCGACAUGCCUGCGACUAUAGAGAAUCUGCGCCAGCAGAUGGGCACGCUGGGCGAGGUGACAAGGCUAAAACUCUGUGUCAAGCCAGUCGCAUUCAUGCUGGUCCGACCAUCGCUGAUACCCUCCGAGAUUCUGGAUUGCGUUGAGUGA
Schizophyllum commune H4-8 is the source of this 1350-nucleotide messenger RNA. RefSeq lists its product as uncharacterized. The record is from RefSeq and is a predicted model, not a curated record. The transcript is spliced from 3 exons. NCBI's taxonomy places the organism in Eukaryota, Fungi, Basidiomycota, Agaricomycetes, Agaricales, Schizophyllaceae. Bases 1 to 1350 code for a protein of 449 amino acids.